This is a messenger RNA of Angiostrongylus costaricensis, 612 nucleotides long. The record is from the annotation of a GenBank genome assembly. NCBI's taxonomy places the organism in Eukaryota, Metazoa, Nematoda, Chromadorea, Rhabditida, Metastrongylidae.
AUGGAAUUCGGAUGGACGAAGUCGUCAGAAAAACACAUAAGGUUCUCGUUGACAGCAGAAAAGAAGCACGAAAAAUCAUGCGGGCAGGAAGAAAAGGCCACUUUAGUUUUGCUGAGAAGGCAACAGAGAUCCCAAGAGGAAGUCGGUGAGGAAGGAAUUCGUCAAAUUUGUCCAUCGCUAAAAAUACCAUUUGAUCUCGAUAGGCAACUAUAUGCUGAGCUUGAUAAUGACGACGACAUCUCUCCUUAUUCUGGCGGUGAAAAUCGUGUUGCCGGUGAUCUCACUAAUGCUGUAGGUUGUCCUGAGAAAGAAGGACACUUGAGAAAGAGACUUAAAGAGAUUGUGCCCUACAAUGGUAAAAGCGUUUCAUUAGAGCCAUAUGCUUUCGAAGAUAAACUGGACACUAGGCGUAAAUGCGCUGGAAAUAUGAAAUAUGGUUCAGAGAAGAUUUUUGACAACGUGUGCUCGAUGUUGAAAUGGUGCGGUGUCGACUAUUUGCUAUGGAUGGUACAUCAUUGUUUCAAACGACGUGCUCCUGUUCCAAUUCGAAAAGCUGACACCGUAAUGACCAGUGCUUCCUCUACGGUUGCAUUAUGUCCCGAUGGACGAUGA